Messenger RNA from Symbiodinium sp. CCMP2456, 597 nucleotides. The record is from the annotation of a GenBank genome assembly. Lineage: Eukaryota; Dinophyceae; Suessiales; Symbiodiniaceae.
AUGUGCAUUCAAAGCACGCUUUACGCCUCCUUGGCAAAAGGCGUCGAGUUGGCCGAGCAAGCAAAAAUCAGGGUACCACCAUGGGUUCAACCGCCCAAGAGGCCCAAGGACGGACAGGACUGGGUGUCACAUCUUCCCGACGACGGUGCGCUUCUUUCGCCAGCCGUGGAGGUCUUCCGCAGCGGCACCAACAACGGCUACGCAUUCCAGGAAAAGGCAGUCUGCCUCGAGGCGGUGGUGUCUGUGGCCAUGCCAAACUGCAAUGCCAAGAUGUCGGACAGCCCGGUGGAUGCGCAUCCAGACCAGGAGAAGUACGCCGAACAGCUUGCCGAUAAAUGGCGGGCGGUCAUGGCAGCGGCAUCAUCAAGACCCGAUGCGAACGUUCUGGUAGUUCCCGAUGCAGGCUGCGGCGUCUUCUUCAAUCCACCAGAGAAAGUUGGUCAAAGCUUUGGAAAGGUCUUGCGGGAUGAGUUUUCCGGACGCUUCGAAGGUGUUGUCAUCGCCUUCCCAGGAGGAAAAGCCGGCGAGGCUUUUGCAGCUGCAGCUGUCGAAGUCUUCGAAGAGAAAUUUGAGACAUUGCAGCCUCAGCGACUUUAG